Messenger RNA from Maudiozyma saulgeensis, 1338 nucleotides. Lineage: Eukaryota; Fungi; Ascomycota; Saccharomycetes; Saccharomycetales; Saccharomycetaceae. The record is from the annotation of a GenBank genome assembly.
AUGAUUGUAUCGAGAUUAUCUUCCAUAAAUGGACUAAAAACCAUAUCUUCCUCUGCAAGUGGUGUUAAUUUUAGUCAAUCGCGUACUAUUGUCGGAUUUGUGAGAAAUGCACUUGGUCUGGAACCACCUCCAAAUCCUGAUGAACCCCAAGUGGGCAAUAGGUUCUUCCCUUGGGAACAAUCUCCAUCAUCUGAUUUACGUGAAAGAGCUGCUAGAAUUAAGAAACUAGCUAAAUGCCCAGUAACUGGGAAAAAUAUUGAAUACACUUGUCCAAUAUCAGGUAUUCCAACUCAUCAUUCUAAAGAAGCCUGGGAAAAAGAUGAUAAUUACCAUAAGAAUAAAAUUUAUGAAAAAUUAAAGAAAGUUAAUAUGUAUGAACAUGAUUUAAGAAGUGGUAGAUCAUUCCCAGAGUUUAAUUUCCCUAAUGCUCAGGGGAUGGAUCGUGCAGUUAAUUUACAAAAUUGGGAUUUAUUUUUUUAUACAAGAGGAUUUUAUUCCAUGGAUACAGAAUUCCAAUUAGCUACAGUUACUAAAAUGUUAAGUUAUCCGUUAACAAUUGGUUCAAUCAUGCAUGAAUUCUCACCUUACUCCUUAUAUCCUCGUGGCCCAAUAACGCUUGAGGGUCUGAAAUCUAUCGCUGCUCUAAGAUAUACCCUAUAUCCUCAACAACAUAAGACAGCUACUCCAAGGGAUAGACCAACAAGAAUCUUUAUUCUAGGUGCUCGUGCUGAAAGUCAACUUCCAGGUCAUGUUUGGAAACAAUUGCAGUAUUUGUUCCCUACCCAAAGUUUUGAUAUUCAUUUUAUUGGUCCAGAAUGUAUGAUAAACCAGGAUAAAUUGAAUAGUGAAGCUAUAUCUGUUUCAGGUGGUGAAUCAGGUGUAUCAUCCCCAGAUGUCAUUCCAUCCGGUAAACCAUUGACUAAGAAAAUUGAUGAUACUUUAUCAUUAAUUUAUCACCCUCAAUAUUUCCAUACAUUACAUGAAGCCCAAGAGUUUUUCCCAUAUGAUCCAUAUAAUGAUAUCUUCUUUACUUUCCACCCAGGUUAUGCAUCUCCUGAGAACCAAGACCUUUGGAUGAAUGGUACUAUGAAGGCUCUUUUGGAUACUAAAUGUGCCAUCUUUACCACUGGUUUUAACAAAACAGAUUUAUUAAACGACGUUGAUAUUUUACAAAAGAAAUAUGGUAAAGAACUUGAUAUGAUGAUGGAACCAACCAAGAACUUAUUUAGCUCAACCAAGUGGGAACUUAAUGACAUGAACCCACAAGAAGUUUACCAAUUCAAUAUGUACAUCGCUGGUUACAGAGGUAAGAGAUACCAUGCUGUCAAAUAUACUUAA